UUACACUGGGAGCCUGGAUUUUUUUUUUUUUUUUUUUUUUUUUUUUGGUGUGUGUGUGUCAGGCUGUUGGGCAGGAACGGAUUCUAGUGUGAUAGCUUGGAGCUACCCUUCUGUUCCGGUGCCGGUAACUGCUCGUCGGGAAGAUGGUACAGGGGGAGCCUGUCUCCGAAGAGCCGAGGAAGACGAUGUGGAAACGGAGUAGAGAUUGCUAGAAAUCGGGACAUCCACACCUUGGGGAUGGGAUGUACAACUAGUGUGAUUCUCUUCAAAGGCAUCCGCACGGUUUUUGAGAGAAACUGUGCGUACAUGUGCAAGCAGCAAGGAGAGAAUAAUGCCCUUGAAUAUUCAGCAUACAGUUGGACAAAGGAAGAUUCAGAACUAUUGAUCUCCUCCUGCCUGGCCAAGCCGAAGCUGAUUGAGCCACUGGACUAUGAAAAUGUCAUUGUGCAGAAGAAGACGCAGAUCCUGAAUGACUGCUUGAGGGAGUUGCUCCUCUUCCCCUAUGAUGACUUCCAGACAGCCAUCUUGAGGCGGCAGGGUCGGUACAUCUGCUCCACAGUUCCUGCAAACGCAGAGGAGGAAGCGCAGAGCCUGUUUGUGACCGAGUGCAUCAAAACCUACAACUCUGACUGGCACCUGGUGACCUAUAAAUAUGAAGAUUACUCAGGAGAGUUUCGACAGCUUCCAAACAAAGUGGCCAGGUUGGAUAAGCUUCCAGUUCACGUCUACGAAGUUGACGAGGAAGUCGACAAGGAUGAGGAUGCUGCUUCCCUCGGCUCUCAGAAGGGUGGGAUCACCAAGCACGGGUGGCUCUACAAAGGCAACAUGAACAGUGCCAUCAGCGUGACCAUGAGGUCAUUUAAGAGGCGGUUUUUCCACCUGAUACAACUUGGUGACGGAUCCUACAAUUUGAAUUUUUAUAAAGAUGAAAAGAUCUCCAAGGAACCAAAAGGAUCAAUAUUUCUGGAUUCCUGCAUGGGUGUGGUUCAGAACAACAAGGUCAGACGGUUUGCUUUUGAGCUCAAGAUGCAGGACAAAAGCAGCUACCUCUUGGCGGCAGACAGCGAGGUGGAGAUGGAGGAGUGGAUCACGGUCUUGAACAAGAUCCUGCAGCUCAACUUUGAAGCAGCCAUGCAAGAGAAACGAAACGGGGACGCUCAUGAAGAUGAUGAACAAAGCAAGUUGGAAGGUCCCGGUUCCGGUUUAGACAGCUACCUGCCUGAACUUGCCAAGAGUGCCAGAGAAGCAGAAAUCAAACUGAAAAGUGAAAGCCGAGUCCAGCUGUUUUACUUGGACCCAGAUGCCCAGAAGCUUGACUUCUCAUCCGCUGAGCCAGAAGUGAAGCCAUUUGAAGAAAAGUUUGGGAAAAGAAUUCUUGUCAAGUGCAACGAUUUGUCGUUCAAUUUGCAGUGCUGUGUUGCUGAAAACGAGGAAGGACCCACAACAAAUGUGGAGCCUUUCUUUGUUACUCUGUCCCUGUUUGACAUAAAAUACAACCGAAAGAUUUCUGCCGAUUUCCACGUGGACCUGAACCAUUUCUCGGUGCGGCAGAUGCUGGCCCCCACGUCUCCACCUCUGAUGAACGGCAGCCAGAGCCCGCCUCCCCUUCAGGACAUCCUCCACGCCGCAGCAAUGCAGUAUCCAAAGCAGGGAAUAUUUUCAGUCACGUGUCCCCAUCCAGAUAUAUUUCUUGUGGCCAGAAUUGAGAAGGUUCUCCAAGGGAGCAUCACACACUGCGCAGAGCCCUAUAUGAAGAGUUCCGAUUCUUCCAAGGUUGCCCAAAAAGUACUGAAGAAUGCCAAGCAGGCAUGCCAAAGGCUAGGGCAGUAUAGAAUGCCAUUUGCUUGGGCAGCAAGGACGUUGUUUAAGGACACAUCCGGGAACCUUGACAGAAAUGCCAGGUUUUCUGCAGUCUACAGGCAAGAUAGCAACAAGCUAUCCAACGAGGACGUGCUCAAGCUGCUUGCAGACUUUCGGAAACCUGAGAAAAUGUCUAAACUUCCAGUGAUUCUAGGCAACUUGGACAUUACAAUUGAUAACGUUUCCUCAGACUUCCCCAAUUAUGUUAAUUCAUCCUACAUUCCCAUGAAGCAGUUUGAAACCUGUCCGAAAAUCCCAAUCACGUUUGAAGUAGAGGAAUUUGUUCCCUGUAUACCCAGACACACUCAGCCUUACACAGUGUACAACAAUCACCUGUACGUUUACCCUAAGUACUUGAAGUAUGACAGUCAGAAGACGUUUGCCAAGGCAAGGAAUAUUGCUAUUUGCAUUGAGUUCAAAGACUCAGACGAGGAGGACUCCCAGCCCCUGAAGUGCAUUUACGGCAGACCCGGCGGCCCAGUGUUCACAAGAAGCGCCUUCGCUGCGGUCUUACACCAUCACCAGAACCCAGAAUUUUAUGACGAGAUUAAGCUGGAGUUGCCCCCCCAGCUGCAUGAAAAGCACCACUUGCUGUUCACGUUCUUCCACGUCAGCUGUGAUAACUCCAGCAAAGGCAGUACCAAAAAGAAGGACGUUGUGGAGACCCAAGUUGGAUACUCCUGGCUUCCUCUCCUGAAGGAUGGAAGGGUAGUGACUAAUGAGCAGCACAUCCCUGUUUCGGCGAAUCUUCCCGCUGGCUACCUUGGCUACCAGGAGCUUGGCAUGGGCAGGCAUUAUGGUCCAGAAAUUAAAUGGGUAGAUGGAGGCAAACCCCUGUUGAAAAUUUCCACUCAUCUGGUUUCUACAGUCUACACGCAGGAUCAGCAUUUGCAUAACUUUUUCCAGUAUUGUCAGAAAACCGAAUCUGGAGCCCAAGCCUUAGGGAAUGAACUUGUAAAAUACCUUAAGAGUCUCCAUGCGAUGGAAGGCCACGUGAUGAUUGCCUUCCUGCCCACCAUCCUAAACCAGCUGUUUCGGGUCCUCACCAGAGCCACCCAGGAGGAAGUGGCAGUUAAUGUGACUCGGGUCAUUAUUCAUGUGGUUGCCCAGUGCCAUGAGGAAGGAUUGGAGAGCCACUUGAGGUCAUAUGUUAAGUACGCCUAUAAGGCGGAGCCGUACGUCGCCUCUGAAUAUAAGACGGUGCAUGAGGAGCUGACCAAAUCCAUGACCACCAUCCUCAAGCCUUCUGCGGACUUCCUCACCAGCAACAAACUACUGAAGUACUCCUGGUUUUUCUUUGAUGUGCUGAUAAAAUCCAUGGCUCAGCAUUUGAUAGAAAAUGCCAAAGUUAAGUUACUGAGGAACCAGAGGUUCCCAGCAUCUUAUCACCACGCAGUGGAAACCCUCGUGAACAUGCUGAUGCCACACGUCACUCAGAAGUUUCGAGAUAACCCAGAGGCGUCUAAGAAUGCCAAUCACAGCCUGGCUGUGUUCAUCAAGAGAUGUUUCACCUUCAUGGACCGGGGCUUCGUCUUCAAGCAGAUCAACAAUUACAUCAGCUGUUUUGCUCCUGGAGACCCCAAGACCCUCUUUGAAUACAAGUUUGAAUUUCUCCGUGUGGUGUGCAGCCAUGAACACUACAUUCCUUUGAACUUACCAAUGCCAUUUGCAAGAGGAAGGGUUCAAAGAUACCAAGACCUCCAGCUUGACUACUCCCUAACGGACGAGUUCUGCCGAAACCACUUCUUGGUGGGACUGUUACUGAGAGAGGUGGGCUCCGCUCUCCAGGAAUUCCGGGAGGUCCGCGUGAUCGCCAUCAGUGUGCUCAAAAACCUGCUGAUCAAGCACUCUUUUGAUGACAGAUACGCCACAAGGACCCACCAGGCGAGGAUAGCCACUCUCUACCUGCCCCUGUUCGGUCUGCUUAUUGAAAAUGUCCAGCGGAUCAACGUGAGGGACGUGUCGCCCUUCCCUGUGAACCCAGGCAGCAUCAUGAAGGAUGAGCCUCUCUCCAUGCCGGCUGGGAACCCACUCGUGACCCCGCAGAAAGGAAACACACUCGACCACAGCCUACAUAAGGACCUCCUGGGCGCCAUCUCUGGCAUCGCAUCUCCAUAUACAGCUUCAACCCCCAACAUCAACAGUGUGAGAAAUGCUGACUCCAGAGGCUCUCUCAUCAGCACAGAUUCGGGAAACAGCCUUCCAGAAAGGAACAGUGAGAAGAGCAAUUCCCUGGACAAGCACCAGCAGAGCGGCACUUUGGGGAAUUCUGUGGUUCGCUGUGACAAACUGGACCAGUCUGAGAUUAAGAGUCUGCUGAUGUGUUUCCUGUACAUCUUAAAAAGCAUGUCUGACGAUGCUCUGUUCACAUACUGGAACAAGGCUUCGACGUCUGAACUGAUGGAUUUUUUUACAAUAUCCGAGGUCUGCUUACACCAGUUCCAGUACAUGGGGAAGCGAUACAUCGCCAGAACAGGAAUGGUGCAUGCCAGAUUACAGCAGCUGGGCAGCCUGGAUAACCCUGUCACUUUUAACCACAGCUACGGCUACUCGGACGCGGAUGUGCUGCACCAGGCGCUGCUGGAAGCCAACAUUGCUACUGAGGUGUGCCUCACGGCUCUGGACACGCUUUCUCUGUUUACACUGGCUUUCAAGAACCAGCUCUUGGCUGACCAUGGACACAAUCCUCUCAUGAAGAAAGUGUUUGAUGUCUACCUGUGUUUUCUUCAAAAGAACCAGUCAGAAACGGCUUUGAAGAACGUCUUCACUGCCUUACGGUCCUUCAUCUACAAGUUCCCGUGCGCCUUCUACGAGGGGAGAGCCGACGCGUGCGCCGCGCUGUGCUACGAGCUCCUCAAGUGCUGCGACUCCAAGCUGAGCUCCGUCCGCACCGAGGCGUCCCGGCUGCUCUACUUCCUCAUGAGGAACAACUUCGACUACACCGGGAAGAAGUCCUUCGUCCGGACACACCUACAAGUCAUCAUUUCUGUCAGCCAGCUGAUUGCAGAUGUGGUUGGCAUCGGGGGAACCCGAUUCCAGCAGUCCUUGUCCAUCAUCAACAACUGCGCCAACAGCGACCGGCUCAUCAAGCACACCUGCUUCUCGUCCGACGUGAAAGAUUUAACCAAGAGGAUCCGCACCGUCUUGAUGGCCACAGCCCAGAUGAAGGAGCACGAGAAAGACCCCGAGAUGCUGGUGGACCUCCAGUACAGCCUGGCCAAGUCCUACGCCAGCACCCCCGAACUGAGGAAGACCUGGCUCGAUAGCAUGGCCAGGAUCCACGUCAAGAACGGGGACCUCUCAGAGGCUGCAAUGUGCUACGUCCACGUGACGGCCUUGGUGGCUGAGUACCUCACGCGGAAGGAAGCUGAGCUAGCCCUCCGGCGGGAGCCACCUCUCUACCCCUCCAGCCAUAGCACCUGCCAGCGGAGGAGCCGGGGAGGCAUGUUGAGACAGGGGUGCACAGCCUUCAGGGUCAUCACCCCGAACAUCGAUGAGGAAGCCUCCAUGAUGGAAGACGUUGGCAUGCAGGAUGUCCACUUCAACGAGGACGUGCUGAUGGAACUGCUGGAGCUGUGCGCAGACGGGCUUUGGAAGGCGGAGCGCUACGAGCUGAUCGCCGACAUCUAUAAACUCAUCAUCCCCAUUUAUGAGAAGCGGAGGGAUUUUGAGAGAUUGGCCCAUCUGUAUGACACAUUGCAUCGGGCAUACAGCAAAGUGACCGAGGUCAUGCAUUCAGGCCGCAGGCUCCUGGGGACCUACUUCCGGGUGGCCUUCUUCGGACAGGCGGCGCAAUACCAGUUUACAGACAGUGAAACAGAUGUGGAGGGGUUCUUUGAAGAUGAGGAUGGGAAGGAAUAUAUUUACAAAGAACCCAAGCUCACACCUCUGUCGGAAAUUUCUCAGAGACUCCUUAAACUUUACUCAGAUAAAUUUGGUUCAGAAAACGUCAAAAUGAUACAGGAUUCUGGCAAGGUCAACCCCAAGGACCUGGAUUCUAAGUAUGCCUACAUCCAGGUGACUCAUGUGACCCCAUUCUUUGACGAAAAGGAACUGCAAGAGAGAAGAACGGAGUUUGAAAGAUCUCACAACAUCCGCCGCUUCAUGUUCGAAAUGCCGUUCACGCAGGCUGGCAAGAGGCAGGGCGGGGUGGAGGAGCAGUGCAAAAGGCGGACCGUCCUGACAGCGAUACACUGCUUCCCCUACGUGAAGAAGCGCAUCCCAGUCAUGUACCAACACCACACCGACCUCAACCCCAUCGAAGUGGCUAUCGACGAGAUGAGCAACAAGGUGGCCGAGCUCCGGCAGCUGUGCUCCUCGGCCGAGGUGGACAUGAUCAAACUGCAGCUCAAGCUCCAGGGCAGCGUGAGCGUGCAGGUCAACGCUGGUCCUCUGGCAUACGCUCGGGCCUUCUUAGAUGACACGAACACAAAAAGAUACCCUGACAAUAAAGUAAAGCUGUUGAAGGAAGUGUUCAGGCAAUUUGUGGAAGCUUGUGGUCAAGCCCUAGCAGUAAAUGAGCGUCUGAUUAAAGAAGACCAGUUAGAAUAUCAAGAGGAAAUGAAAACCAACUACCGGGAGAUGGUCAAGGAACUCUCUGAAAUUAUGCACGAGCAGAUCUGUCCCCUGGAGGAGAAGACGAGCGUUUUACCGAGUUCCUUGCACGUCUUCAAUGCCAUCAGCGGGACUCCAGCAAGCACAGUGGUUCAAGGGUUAACCAGCUCGUCAUCCAUUGUGUGAUUUCGUCGCAUGAGCCACAUGUGGGGACUUGCUUUGUCAUUUGCAAACUCAGGAUGACUUCCAAAGUUAAUCACUGGGAAGGCCGAGCACAAGGAGAAGCCAUGGGGAAUGGGAGAGAAAGGGAUCGAGGACUGGUGUUUCGUAGCAGAGUUUCUAUCAGAGUUGGAAGGAGAGAGCACAUAUUUUUUUAAAUCUCACUGGCAAUAUUCAGUUUUCUUCUUGUCUUAGCAGGCGUGUGUGAUGGACACUGCUAAGCCGGAGUUCAAUUUCAUUCUUCUUUAUAGAGUAAUAGUAAAGAAAAAAUAAAAAGUGUCAUGGAAUGUAAGAAGCAGCGGCAAUAAAACGCUGAGGUCGGGGACCUUCUGCCUCUGGGCUUAGCUGGAAAAAUCUUGAAAAUAUCAUUAUUAUUAUUAUUAUUAUUUUUCCUGUGGCACAUUCAGGUUGAAUAUGAGAACUAUUUUUGUGACUAGUUUUUGAUGACCCAAGGGGAUUGACUGUUGUAAUUUUUGUACCGGUGGAUGAGGCAGUCUAAUGCUUUUGGACUCAUGCCUUGUGUUGAAAACAUAGGAAAGCAUAAGAGACUAUAUGUGAGCUUAAAACUAGUCAAAUAGUAGAACCAAAGGCCUAUAUUAACAAACACAACUGUGCUAAAAAAGUAAAAUGUAGUACCGCGUAUCACCGUGUACAUACAGUUUGUUAAUACAGCCAGGCAUUGUGUACAUACAUGUAUUGCAUUCCUACAUUUUUAAUACACCCGCUUCCACGUUCGGAUUGAUUGUGACACAUUCGUGCUGUUCCUGGUAUAUGCAAUACUUCUGACUUGACUGUUUUAUUCUUGUACAUAGGAAGUGCAAUAUGGAGGUGUAUACAGUCUUUGCUAUGUUAGGUUUAUAAACUAUUAAAAUGUUCAUCCUUUUGCCAAAAUGGUGGAGUGUGUGAUUGGUAAGCCAGAAAUCCUGUGGUGAAUGGGGGGUAUAAUUUAAAGUUUUUGCCAUGUUAUAUUUUCUUUGAAGACAUUCAUUUAGUAAUUUUAUAUUUGGGGAAAAUAAAGGUUUUUAAUUUUAUUUAACUGGAAUCACUGCCCUGCUGUAAUUAGACAUUCUGUAUCACAUCUGUAUUAAAAAAAAUAACAUUGCUGAUUUUCUGGUAA
This is a messenger RNA of Jaculus jaculus (lesser Egyptian jerboa), 7750 nucleotides long. It is a transcript of the gene Dock9, whose product is annotated as dedicator of cytokinesis 9. The transcript is spliced from 56 exons. Gene Ontology annotation, biological process: small GTPase-mediated signal transduction; positive regulation of GTPase activity. The coding region runs from base 238 to 6600 and encodes 2120 amino acids. Gene Ontology annotation, molecular function: guanyl-nucleotide exchange factor activity. The record is from RefSeq and is a predicted model, not a curated record. NCBI's taxonomy places the organism in Eukaryota, Metazoa, Chordata, Mammalia, Rodentia, Dipodidae.